Molecule: messenger RNA, 609 nt
Organism: Myripristis murdjan (pinecone soldierfish)
Lineage: Eukaryota; Metazoa; Chordata; Actinopteri; Holocentriformes; Holocentridae
Gene: tm4sf5
Product: transmembrane 4 L six family member 5
Exons: 5
Cellular component (GO): membrane
Source: RefSeq, a predicted model, not a curated record
AUGUGCUGCACGGGGAAGUGCGCCCGCCUGGUGGGUCUGAUCCUGCUGCCCUUGGCCUUCGUCUGUAUGAUCGCCAACCUGCUGCUGUUCUUCCCCAAUGGAGAGAGUCUGGAAAACAACCAGAUCUCCCUGCAGGUCUGGCUCAUGGGGGGCCUCAUCGGAGGAGGCCUGUUUAUGCUGUGCCCCAGCUGUUCAGCCAUCAGGGCAGGGGGCAAGGGUUGCUGCGGAAAAGGUUGCUGUGGUAACCGUUGUCGGAUGCUGAACUCUGUGUUCUCCUCUGCGUUCGGCCUGGUCGGAGCCAUCUACUGCACCAGCGUGGCCUCGGCGGGCCUGGCUAUAGGACCCAAGUGUCAGGUGGCCAGCAAAGAAUGGGAGUACCCCUUUGAAAAGAUGUGAGUGUCUAACAGCAGCUACCUGGCAGACAAGACCCUGUGGGAUCUGUGUGUGUUCCCUGAGAACGUGGUGUUGUGGCACAUCGUGCUGUUCGCCAUGCUACUGUGCGCGGGUCUGCUGCAGCUCGUCCUCUGUGGCAUCCAGGUCGUCAACGGCUGCCUGGGCUGCAUCUGCGGGGACUGCCGCGACAACAAGGAGGAUGAAGGCGGUUUGUGA